AUGGGUGAGGUGGGUAAGAUACUUUACAUAGUCGUCGUCGACGAUGCUCAGAAGAAAGAGUCCUUUCGCUACACGCGCCCCGUUCUUCACACCACUCUCCAGCUUAUGGGAUGCAAACCGCGUCAUGCCUUCAAGAUCAGCCAAAGAGUGUUUGAAGUCACAAAGAGAGAGAGUUGUAUUAAUGGUUUGCAACCUGAAGUAGAGUCUUUAGACUCUUUAGAAGGUUCUGAUGCUCGCAAGGGGAAUUCUGUGAAGAACGAUGUUAAUUGUGGUGGGGUUUGCAUGGACAAAGCAGAAUUAGGCAACCAAUUACUUUCAGGAAGAAUUUAUAGAACUAAGAGUGUACCGUUUGAGUUGUACAAAAAGCGAACAACUGUAUUUGUUCGGAGAGAAACUUUUCUCGAUAUUGUCUGUGAUGCUCUGGCAGAGUAUAAGUAUGUGGGUCCUAACCAAAGAGCAGAUUUGAUAUUAGCCUGCAGGAUCCGUGAACGGAAAGAGUCUGUGACUGUGUUAUUGUGUGGCACUAGUGGCUGUGGCAAAUCCACAUUGUCUGCAUUGCUGGGUGGAAGGUUGGGAAUCACGACAGUGGUAUCAACUGAUUCUAUUAGGCACAUGAUGAGAAGUUUUGCUGAUGAGAAGGAAAACCCCUUGUUGUGGGCUUCUACCUACCAUGCAGGAGAGUGUUUGGACCCUGUUGCUGUUGCAGAUGCAAAGGCCAGAAAGAAGGCAAAAAAGCUUGCUCGACGCUCACUUCCUAAGGAUGAAAUAACUGAGGGUCAAAGUUCUAGCAAAUCUGAUAUACGGACAUCAGAGAUGAGCUCUGGUACUACUGAACUGCCAAGUCCAAAACAAAUGGCUAUUGAAGGAUUCAAGGCGCAGAGUGAGAUGGUGGUUGAUAGUCUUGAUAGGCUAAUCACUGCAUGGGAAGAACGAAAGGAGUCCGUUGUUGUCGAGGGCGUUCACUUGAGCCUCAACUUUGUUAUGGGUCUCAUGAAGAAGCAUCCUUCAAUCAUACCAUUCAUGAUACACAUUACAAACGAGGACAAGCAUUUGGAAAGAUUUGCUGUACGUGCAAAGUAUAUGACACUGGACCCAGCUAAAAACAAGUAUGUAAAGUAUAUUAGAAACAUCAGAACAAUUCAAGAUUACCUCUGCAAGCGAGCUGAAAAGCAUCUAGUUCCCAAAAUAAACAAUACAAACGUUGACAAGAGUGUGGCAGUCAUCCAUGCAACUGUUUUCAGCUGUCUUCGAAGGCGCGAAGGUGGGGAACACCUAUAUGAUCCUACUAGAAACACUGUUACACUAGUGUAUGAGGAAUUUAGAAAUCAAUGUGCAGCCAAUUCUUUGAACUCAAAAGGAAUGUUUCAACUGAUUCAGAGAAAAGGUUCUUCAAGGAAUCUGAUGGCUCUUGUUAAUACUGAUGGGUCUGUGGCAAAGGCUUGGCCUGUUAAUUUAGUUGACUGUAAUGGGAAGCCUGUGUGGUGCCAUGGACCAGAGAAUGGAAUUGGACAUCCAAUGUAUGGUCCCUUGCGAAUUGGCAAGGCAGAACCUGUAAAUCUUCAGUUUGGUUUUUAUGGAAUCAGUGCUUGGCCCAGUGAUGGUGGCACUAGUCAUGCUGGAAGUGUUGAUGAGUCUAGAGCUGACGGGACUGAUACGGGUAGUAGAUAUCACUCCUCUUGCUGUAGCUCACCAAGGUUUUCGGAUGGCCCUUCCAAGGAGCUCAAAGAAGAUUUCUCGGUGCAUGGUAGUGAUGAAGAGAUUGACUACCAAUUAGAGGUGGGCAGUGAUGAGGAUUUCAGUGAUGAUGUCGACAAACACAUCCAUGAAGAGGUGGGAUCAGUUGAUGAGGAAUCGACAAAGUCCGAUGAAGAGUACGAAGAUCUUGCAAUGCAAGAUGUGCAGGAAGAUUAUGAGUUUAGGAGUAAGCUAGCUUUGGUGGGGGAGCUAGGAAAUAAAAUGCAUGGGAAUAACCAUAAUCAAAAUCUUGAUCUGUUCCUUAGAACUAAAAGUGAGCCUAUGGCAGUUCCAGAGCCCUUGUGCUCUUAUUCUUUGCUCGUUGGAAAGAGUGAGAGGAAAAACAAAAUGAGAAAACGUUCACUUAGUAUUCCCGCAAUAGGAAAACAUACUUCAGCAAUCAAUGAUCCCAUCCUUUCUGGUGCUCCUCAAAGGUAG
This is a messenger RNA of Abrus precatorius (Indian licorice), 2172 nucleotides long. RefSeq names its product P-loop NTPase domain-containing protein LPA1 homolog 1-like. Bases 1 to 2172 code for a protein of 723 amino acids. The record is from RefSeq and is a predicted model, not a curated record. Lineage: Eukaryota; Viridiplantae; Streptophyta; Magnoliopsida; Fabales; Fabaceae. The transcript is spliced from 7 exons.